This is a messenger RNA of Trichoderma reesei QM6a, 5649 nucleotides long. RefSeq lists its product as uncharacterized. The transcript has 2 exons. The coding region runs from base 1 to 5649 and encodes 1882 amino acids. NCBI's taxonomy places the organism in Eukaryota, Fungi, Ascomycota, Sordariomycetes, Hypocreales, Hypocreaceae. The record is from RefSeq and is a predicted model, not a curated record.
AUGCCAUAUAGUGAACGACAAGGCUCUUUCGACGGAGAGCCCUACCUGAGACAUCAACAUUCAGCCUCCUCGGAUCGAGGACUCAUCCCAAUGUGGGACAGCUCCGAUCCCGAGCGCGCGCCGCCGCCGCUCCCCCUCAACCCUCAGUCGCCCAAGAUGGCCACGCGCACGAGCACAUCGCCGUACCCGGUGUCGAGCGCCAUCCAGUCGGCGCACGCCGCGCUGAGCGAGCGCGUCAAGGACAACCACGGCACCCAUAUGCCGCCUCCGGUGCCCAAGCGCGUCAACGACGGGUCGCCCGACAGAUCGCUCGCAAAGGGCGUCGGCCCUCACCGCAGGCUGCAGUCGAUGCAGUCGGGCUCUGUGCGAGACAUCAGUCUGAUGCUGGAGAACAACUCGCACUCCCCGAGCGUGUCGCCCACCAAGUCAUACGAGAAGCUGGAGAGGAGCACCAGACCUACCACGCCGCCGGGGCUCAGGGAGAGCUCUUCCUUCGAGACUCGUACGACUGGUAUCUACGACAAGGAGAUGAACAUGUCCGCGCCGUCCUUGUCUAGCAGCCUGACGCCUAUUGUUCGGCCAACCGUCCGUCGACCGGCACCGCAGAGCAUCCUGUCCGAGAACACGCCGCCCGUGUCGUCAACCAUGCUGGCCCUGCAGAGCAUGCCCGGCAGCUCGCCCACCAAGGAGACGGAGCCACCGCUGUCCAACAUUACGAAUGGCGCCAAGGGAGGAGCAACCAUGGACAGCCUGGCAUCGCAAAUCCUGAGCCUCACCAGCAUCGCGAGCUCCCUCCAGAAGGAAAUGGCAGCUCUCAGCCGACGCAGCAGAGACAACGCAACCGAUCUGCUUAGCCUCAAGGAGGCCACAAACACUCGAGACGAGGAUAUCAGGAAGAGUCUCAGGGACUUGCUGGGGAACAUCCAGGAUACCUCAGCCAGGAUCCAUCGGGACUCGUACAACGGCUACUUCCUCGACAACAAGCCUCAUCCGACCUCACCCAACAGUGGGCGGACGUAUCAGAUGCCCCGAAUCCCUUCACCGAAGAGCUUUGCUGAGUCUAUCGAUCGCGCUUCCAUGAGCACCCCAUCGCUUGUUGGCGGCGACAACUCGGGCGCAACCUCUAUCCUUCUUCUGGAGAAGAUCCUUCGUGGCCUGGGAACCAAGGAUGGACAAGAAUCGCUCCUCAGCCAUCUCCUUGAGCUCUCCGAGAAGCUCUCAGGCAUGGCUACCGCUGCCAAAGUGGAGGAGCUGGUUAACUUCGUCCGGGCGCAAACGGAGAGUGCCAUGGUGUCCGUCAACACAGCAGGCUUUGCCCCGGGCCACUCCCGGAGAUUCAGCCUGGAGCACAACGAGGGCCAUGUCCCUCACGGCCCUAGCAGUGCCAUUGCUCCGCGCUCGCUCAACAACUUGGACAGUUCCCGUCGAGGCCCGGCUUCCCAAGGCAUUCUCAACGACGACGUCAUCAACAUCAUCCGCUCUGUCAAGGAUAGCGUUGCGGCGAGCGGUGGCCUCACGGCAGAGGUGAAGGCACUUGUCCGAGAGCUUCGCGGUGAAGUCUUGGGCAUGGGCCGCGAGCUUGGCAAGAGGCUGGAGAACGUCGGCCGAAAUGCUGGAGACAAUGCCGAGCCAUCACCCUCGGCUAGUAAGGAUGAGGUUUCGCGGGUCAUUGACGAGGGACUUGAGCAGAUGAAGGAGCAGCUGAGCCAUGUUCUCACGGAGCAUCGUCGUCAGUCCCAGGCAUCUGCGUCUCUGCAGAAACUCACCGUUGACUACCAAGAAAUUUAUACUGCUCUCCGAAGCGCCCUCAAGGACAUCGAGGCUGCCAAGGAGAUGCCCGACUUGAGCAGAGAUGACGUGCUCGAAGCUGUCCGUGAGGCUUGGGAGAAUUACAAGCCCGAGAUUGAAGUGCAGCAGAUUGGUCUGGAGAGGGACGAGAUUCUGGAAUGCUUGAAGCAGGGCCUUCAAGAGUACCAGAGCCGCAACCAGUCGCCCCCAGCAGCUACGAGAGAUGAGGUGCUGACGGCUGUGGUCGAAGGCCUGAAGCACUACGUCCCGCCUCAGAUGGACACCCCAGCGUCCAUGUCGAGAGACGAAAUCAUUGAAGCCGUCCGCGAAUGCCUCGAGGAGUUUGAGUUUCCCGUUGCCCCAUCUGCUAUCGGCAACGAGCUGACCCGCGAGGAUAUGCUCCGCGCAGUCAAGGAGGGCCUCAACGACUUGGAUCUCGGAAAGAGCAACGCUCUGGUGCCGACUCGGAAUCAUGACGAGAUCAGCACCAAGCUCCACGAGCUGAUGGACUUUAUGAAGCUAGAGUUUAGGACACUCUCGGACGGGGCCAAGGAGAACAUGGCUGCCAGCAGCCGCGACACCGAGCAGCUCCUGGACGCUACCAAGGACGGCCUCGAGAAUCUCCGUGUCGCCAUCGAACGCUACGUUGACCGCGCUACCGGCGUGGCCAGUCAAGAAGAUUUCCUCGAGGGUCUCCUGAAGAGCAUGGAGGACUUCAAGGAGGAAAUGUCGUCGCUCGUGUCCAAAGCCAACGCGACGUCUCGAGAACAGCUUCAGACGGAGCUGGAAGGCCUUCGCGAUGUUGUCCACUCAUCCAUGGUGCCAGCCGCUCCCAUGUCGCAGCCACACAACGACGAGCUCCUUGACGCUUUGCGAAACGGCCUGAGCAACCUUCGACAGGAGAUCCUCCGACCGCGACCGGAGACUAGCGAGAUUCUGGACGCUCUCAACGAUGGCCUGAACGACAUUCGAGCCGGCAUCGACAGAAUCACCAACAAGCCAGUUGAUCUCACUGCAAACGACGAGAUUCUCGACGCUCUCAAGGAAGGCUUGGACGGCGUGAGGUCGGACAUUGGCACCAUUCGCGACUCGAGCAACGAUAGAGCUGUUGCCAUUCGCACUGUUGGCGGCGGCGAGCACGACAACGAGAUGGCGAUUAUCCCUGCUGAUAUGGCCAAGCAUGAUGAUAUCAAGAACCUCGAGAUCCUAAUCACGCAGCUGCGAGCCAAGAUUGAGGAGCUGGACCCAGCCAAAGCUUCUUCGGCUGCCGCUGCUGCUGCGGCCCCCAAGGUGGACCUGUCCCAUCUGGAGACCAUGCUUCGCGACGUCCAGAGAGGUGUCGACGAGCUCAAGUCGCGCGCGCCGGUGGUGGUUCAAUCAGCGUCAUCGGCUGGCAAGUCGGAGCACGACAAGAAGGAUGAGUCCGAGAAGCCAAAGGAAGGGGAGGACUACGUCAUGAGAAGCAUUCCCUCCAUCUUCACUAAGAGUGGCGGCAACCCCACCAAGGAAGACGUUGCUGCUAUUGAAAACAUCCUGCGCAACACAAAAGCCCGUGUUGACCAUCUGAUUGACGGUGACCAGGCAGUGCGCAGGGAGCAUAUCGACACACUGGAGUCGCUCAUCCUGGAGUCUCGAGAGGCUAUCCGAUCCGUCAACAGGCAGCUCGAAGACAUCCCCAACCUGUUCCACAAGGAUGAUUUUGCUAAACUCACGGCGAUUAUCACAUCGCUCGGCGAGGGUUUGGAAGACAUCAAGGAGCAUGCUGAGCGGGAAGCUAAGAGCCCCGAGAAGGUUAAGAAGUCAGACGUUCACGCCGUCGAGACGGUUGUGCGUGAUAUCAAGACUCUGGUGGACGGGAUUGCAGUUGCGGAUUUCGCCACGAUUACCACCCGUGAGGACCUUGGCAAGCUUGAAGCCGUCAUGAAGGAGACCAAGGAAACGUUUGACAAUUACCACGAGGCCUCGUCCAAGGCGCUCGUCGAGCGUCAGUCUGACAUUAAUGGCGUCCAUGACCGCAUAUUUGAGGUCAAGACGUUCCUCGAGGAGUUCCAGACGGAGAUUCGCAACAAGCUCGUGGAUGGCUCUACUGGCAUUGAAGGCCUCGGCCAGGCGCUCAAAGCCGUGGGCGAAAAGAUUGAAAAGAACGAGACUGUUGCCGGAGACGUCAAGGACAUGUUUGAGGUCAUGAAGAGCGAGUUUGAGAUAUCCAAGGAGGCCAUUGCCGGGUCGAGGAUCGAGUCGAACGAGAAGCUUGACGAGGUCACGCAAAACAUUCGCACCAAGAUCGACGACAAGAUUAGCGAGGUCCUGGCUAAGAGCGAGGCGCUUCGAAUUCUGAUGGAUGAAAAGUCGCAAGCCGCCGAGGCACGCGAGAUUGUGACCGAGUCCGCGGUGGCGGGCACCAAGGCCGUCGCCGACGAGUUGAAGUUGCUGAUUGAUACGCUCGGGUCAACCGUGACUGACUCCCUGGAGAAGAUGGAGGAGGCCUCUAAGAUUGUCUUCACCAAGGUGGAGGAGGUGGCUGUUCGCUCAGAGGAGACUCACAACGAAGGCAAGGCCGAUCACCAGCAGACGCGCGAUCAGAUCCAGGAAGCCGUCAGCAAGGUCCAUGGCAGCGUGAGCGAAUACCAGCCCCAGAUUCUGGAGGCAGUCAAGAGCGUGCUUGACCUCGUCGGAGACCACUUUGAGCACUCCAAGACGAUCCGGGACGAGGUAGUCGCAGCUAUCCCCACGGAGCAGACGUUCAAGGCCAUGAUGCCCGAGAAGUACGAUGACGCCGAGGUCCGCGAGAAGCUGGACAAGAUUGUGCAGCACAACGAUGCUGCAGCCCAGGCAUUGCUCCAGCUUCAGACUCUGGACAAGGUGCACCAGUCUGUCGUCGAGACUGCUGCCGAAGUAUCCGACUUUUUGUCCAAGCAGACGAAGCACAUGGUGGAUGAGCGCGAUAACCGCGCGCGGGCCCUGGAAGAGACCAACCUUGCCCUUGAGCGAGCUAGCACGGAGAGGGAGCACGUUGAGCUUUCCGUCAAGAACCUCAAGGAGGAAGAGGAGUGGCUGCGACGGAGCGUCUUGUCUCUGCGUAACGAGCAAGAGGGCUUGAUGAAGCAAAAGACUCGUCUUACGGGCGACGUCUCUGCCCUCGAGACGGCGCUGCGCCUGCGCAAGGAGGAGCUUCAGGAGAUGGAGCUCCGCGCUGAAGGCCUUGAACGACGCAUCUUCAAUGGGGUCAUGGAUCACUCUCGGGUGCUCCUUUUUGGCAAAAAGGCCAAGGGCGGCGCAGAUUCCAUGAACCGCAAGCGGGUUAAGAAACCUGCUGGCGAAGACGGCUCUUCGUCCCCACGAGGCAUCCCGAAGCAUCUCGCCGCGGCAAGGAAUCCCAUGGCGCCUGGACAGAUUGGAACUGCGCGACGUAUUGCGUCGCUCAGUCAGAUGGCGAACAAUGUGGCGUCGACACCCAUCACGAGAAGCCAUAGCGUGAAGACACCGAGUGUUAGUAUCAACGGCCAUCGGAAGCGCAGCUGGGGAGGCACGGCGCAGAAGAGCGGGCUGAGCGAGGAGCACAAGGAGAUGGAUGAGGCGGUGGAGGAGCUCGACGAGGGCGACAUGGUCAAUGUGACGCACGAGUCUGCGGUCGAUAACGCGGCAGGCGAUAGUUCUUCCGAGUAUGAGGAGGAGAUUGAUGAGGAUGACCACGAUGACGUUGAUGCUCGGGAAAGACACGAGGAGAGCGAUGGCACGCAGAGACGGCGCAUUAGCAAGGGCAGUUCUGCGUAUGAGGAUGAUGAGGAGGGUUCUGGAAGUGAGUACGAGGAGAGCAUUGAUGGCGACGAUGAGCCUCAUGCUGCUGUGGUUGUGCGAUGA